Messenger RNA from Monoraphidium neglectum, 1155 nucleotides. Its product is annotated as Mg2+ transporter protein, CorA-like protein. Gene Ontology annotation, biological process: magnesium ion transport. Bases 1 to 1155 code for a protein of 384 amino acids. The record is from RefSeq and is a predicted model, not a curated record. The transcript has 6 exons. Gene Ontology annotation, molecular function: magnesium ion transmembrane transporter activity. NCBI's taxonomy places the organism in Eukaryota, Viridiplantae, Chlorophyta, Chlorophyceae, Sphaeropleales, Selenastraceae.
AUGCCUCAGGAGCUCCGCGCUGCACUAGCACACGGUCCCUACAGCGACAGCAGGCUAGGCCAAGGUCAUACGCCAAAUAAUCCCUGGAAGCCUCUCGGACAGCAGCAUUCCGGCCGAGAUGAGCUGCAACGGCAACAGCAGCAGCAGCUGCAGCGGCAGCAGCAGCUCCAGCGGCGCGGCGCCACGCAAGACGUGCACACCAGCAGCGACGACUCGUACGGCGGCGUGGCGUACGGCGGCAGCCCCGCGCAGGCUGUGUCCUCUCUCGAGGAUGGCGCCGAUGGCGCGAGGGCCACUGGCGCCGGCUCCGGCGGCCGGCUCGGGGCGACUGCCAAGCAGCUGCUGCAGACGCACCUGCACUCGGUGGAGACCUUCGAGCCGAGCCUGGGCUCCCUGGAGGACUACAGCGGGUUCGAUUCGAUGAUGGAGGAUGCGCGCAUGGACGGCAACGGCGGGGCGGGGGGCGGCGUGCUGCAUGGGAAGCAGGCCGCGAGCGCAGCAACGUUCGAGGUCCUGAGGGUUGACGUAUCCGGCCAGGUCCGCCGCGUGCACGUGCGGCGCCGCGACCUGCUGCGCGAGCACGGCCUGCAGCCGCGCGACCUGCGGCGCGUCGACCCCAGCGUCGACGUUUCCAAGACGUCGCCGUCAAUAGCCGUCAAGGAGAACGUGCUGCUUGUGAACCUGGGGGGCGUCAGGGCUAUCGUCACCGCGGAAAAGGCGCUAUUCUUUGAGCCCAGCGGCGUCACCACGCGCCGCCUGCUCGACAUUGUGGUCCCGCGGCUGCAGGCCGCCGCGGGCGCGCGGCUCGCGGCGCGGCAAAAGGCGGCCGCGGCCGGCGGCGGCGGGCCCGGCGGCGCGGGCGGCGGCAGCGAGGCGGACACGUACUUGCAGGAAGCGAACAGGCUGGGGGUCAAGGGGGACAAUGCGAACAAGACGCCGUUCGAACUGGAGGUUUUGGAGGGGAUCCUGAUGGUCACAACGGGCCGGCUGGAGCGCCAGAUGACGGCGAUGUCGCAGCGCGUGCACGCGCUGAUGACGAAGCUGCCGGGGGACAUCAACCCCCUGAACCUGGAGGAGCUGCGGCGCAUCAAGCAGGACCUGGUGCAGCUGGAGAACAAGGCUGACCAGGUGGGGGGUGGCGUGAGCUGGGCCUGA